This is a messenger RNA of Harpia harpyja (harpy eagle), 1301 nucleotides long. RefSeq names its product derlin-2-like. The transcript is spliced from 7 exons. Gene Ontology annotation, molecular function: ubiquitin-specific protease binding; misfolded protein binding. NCBI's taxonomy places the organism in Eukaryota, Metazoa, Chordata, Aves, Accipitriformes, Accipitridae. The record is from RefSeq and is a predicted model, not a curated record. Gene Ontology annotation, biological process: endoplasmic reticulum unfolded protein response. Gene Ontology annotation, cellular component: endoplasmic reticulum membrane; Hrd1p ubiquitin ligase ERAD-L complex. Bases 57 to 785 code for a protein of 242 amino acids.
GGGGGGAGGGGGUGUUAAAGGGCCCGCGGCGCGGCUGGGCGCUGUCGCUGUGCGCCAUGGCCUACCAGGGCUUCGCGCAGGAGUACCUGGGCAUGCCGGCCGUGACGCGGGCCUACACCACCGCCUGCGUGCUCACCACCGCCGCCGUGCAGCUGGAGUUCAUCACCCCCUUCCAGCUGUACUUCAACCCCGACCUCAUCUUCAGGAAGUUCCAGAUAUGGAGGCUGAUCACCAACUUCCUCUUUUUUGGGCCCCUGGGAUUCAGUUUCUUUUUCAACAUGAUAUUUCUGUACAGGUACUGCCGCAUGCUAGAAGAAGGCUCCUUCCGUGGAAGGACGGCUGACUUUGUCUUCAUGUUCCUCUUUGGAGGGUUUCUCAUGACACUAUUUGGACUCUUUGCCAGCCUGUUUUUCCUGGGCCAGGCUUUCACCAUCAUGCUGGUGUACGUGUGGAGUCGCAGGAACCCUUACAUCCGCAUGAACUUCUUUGGGCUUCUUAACUUCCAGGCCCCCUUCUUGCCCUGGGUCCUGAUGGGAUUCUCUCUGCUCCUGGGCAACUCCAUCAUCAUCGACUUACUGGGGAUUGCAGUGGGUCACAUCUAUUAUUUCUUGGAAGAUGUUUUCCCCAACCAGCCUGGAGGAAAGAAGUUGCUGUUAACCCCUGGCUUCCUGAAGAUGGUAUUUGACACACCUGAAGAGGAUCCCAACUAUAACCCUCUCCCUGAGGAUCGUCCAGAAAACCAACCUAGAGACCAAGACCAGAACCAGCAGCAGCAUCCACAGUAACACAAGGGACUUCUCCAUGUGGCCAGAUUCCUCUCUUCCGGCUGGACUUAUGCUGUGGCCCAGAGAUCCUACUGGAAUAACACCAGUUGCCAUUCCAAUGUGUAAUGUUUCACUGUUUGUAUGGGUAACCCAUCUUCCCUUUUUAUCAAGUGGUUCCACAGAGCUUUGCACAUAACAGAUGAAUGCUUACGGAGGUGUUCUAGGGACAGGGACUGGAAGUUGUGAUGGCCCCUCAGUUACCCAGGGGGGGAAUAAGUAUCAAAUGGGGUGUUAAACCAAUUACUCCUUCUCUUGCUGUUAAUGACUUGCUGUGUGCCAGGUCACUCUUGUCCUCUGUACAAAGACUAAUGCUCCUGGCUCUCACUGUUGUGAGACAUCUUUGUGGGCUUUCAAUGAAGUAGUACUCCCAACUCUACCAUGGUAGAAUGCGGCUCAGCCUCUUCCUUUCCUCUAAGUCCCCCCUACCUUUUUUUGGUUGUUUCCAAAGAGUCUUUACAUUAAAGUCUUUAUUUUUCA